Messenger RNA from Nymphaea colorata (pocket water lily), 1431 nucleotides. RefSeq lists its product as uncharacterized. The coding region runs from base 134 to 1027 and encodes 297 amino acids. The transcript has a single exon. The record is from RefSeq and is a predicted model, not a curated record. NCBI's taxonomy places the organism in Eukaryota, Viridiplantae, Streptophyta, Magnoliopsida, Nymphaeales, Nymphaeaceae. Gene Ontology annotation, biological process: defense response.
CUCACCAUCUUCCCUCUCUCUGCGACUCUUCUUCUUCCCACCUGUUCUUGCAUUGGUUGGGGGGUUCUUGGAGGGGGAAAGAGAGAGAGAGAGAGAGAGAGAUCAACCAGAAGAGAGAAGCUCUGACGUCAAGAUGGUUCCCCGAGUCCCUAAUGGCUUUCUCCGGCGACGGAGCCAGCAGACGUCCGGCGAAGGACGGACUCGCCUCCUCGAGAUCAACCUCAUUUCAGCGCAGCAGAUCAAGAACGUCGUCGGAAGUCUCCGGGCGAUGCAGACCUACGCAAUCACCUACAUCAGUCAAGAAAAGAAGCUCCGGACCCGCGUCGACCGGGUCGGGCGCGAGAACCCGACGUGGAACGACAAGUUCAUCUUCCGCGUGCCGGAGGCGUUCCUCUCGGACGAGAACUCGGCCGUCUCCGUCGAGAUCUACGCCGUCGGAAUCGUCUUCGAUGCGCUCGUCGGCACCGUCCGCGUCCUCGUCUCCAACCUCCUUUCGGUCGGAACCGACGGCGGAGCUGGCUUUGCCGCUCUCCAGAUUCGGCGACCUUCCGGCCGUUUCCACGGUGUCCUCAACGUCGGGAUGAUCGUCCUGGAGGACACAGUUGGAAGCCUGACGUGGCGAUCCGAUGUGGCCCUCGGGUACAGGGAUCUCAUGGGAAGGUCUCUUCCGAGGCUGAGCUCCGGGAGGCGGAGCUCCGCCGCUCUGACUGACUGGAACGGCUGUUUGACUGAGAGUGAGACGGAGGACGGGGACGUCGACAAUAACGGCGGAAAGAAGAUGGAUGAAUGCGAUGUUAAGACAAAGAUGAGUAGCGAGAAAGAAUUGGUUAACACUAGCCAUAACGGAGACUGUGACGGCGACGGAGAGGGAGGUCCAGGCCGGACGUCGGCCACCGGGACGUCGGCUCUCUGCGGUUUGGUCUUCCAGAAGAAGAAUUUUGGGGAUUCCAAGAUUAAUCCCAGUGCAUCCGAUCAGAAUCUGCAGCAAAAGUCUGUCAAGAUCGAUGAUCAGCAACAGGAAUCCUGAAUUCCGGCAUUUUCUUUAAUUUCGGUACGAAGACCUCUUUUCUCGACGAGAGAGAAGCAGCCAUUGGGAGAGCUCCAUGUCUAGUGUGCUCUGGCGUAUUCCAUUUUUACCCUAUACUAGUUCUUUGAAUUAGAAUUAGGGAGCGUAGGUGCGGUGGUAAAUGGAGGGGUAUUUAUGUGGGCAUCUGUGUUCUAACCGUGAUUGAUCAAUUCGAUCUCCCUCCCAGCCGACCCGGGUGUCUUCAUUUUUGGUGUUUCCUGAAGUUGGUAACGAAUUUUGUUCAAUGUGAUCCAAUCCCCCACAGUGGUAAUUGUCGUUUGCAUGAAUGAAUUGAAAGGUUAAAAUGACUGUAAAAAUGAUUUAGAGUUUGAUCUUUGUAAGUUAUACGCCUAAUUUUCCACAUA